Molecule: messenger RNA, 465 nt
Organism: Neltuma alba
Lineage: Eukaryota; Viridiplantae; Streptophyta; Magnoliopsida; Fabales; Fabaceae
Product: coiled-coil domain-containing protein 93-like
Exons: 2
Coding region: 70-465 (131 amino acids)
Biological process (GO): Golgi to plasma membrane transport
Source: RefSeq, a predicted model, not a curated record
AAACGCAGAGAACCGAAUCAAACCGUUUUCACUCACGCCAUCCGGAGACUGCGAUGAGCGAAACUGCAUAUGGAGGAAUCGAAGUCGGAAAAUAGUCUUGGUCUGAUUUUCGAUCUCCUCAACGCCGCCGGUUACGUAGACGCCACGGAAUCCGAUGUACCUCCGGCUGAGAAGCUCGUUGGUGGCCUCGCAUGGUGCAUCGCUGCUCUCAACCCCCCUGACCCGAGGCAAGGGAGCUUAAUAGGCAAUGUAGAAUGCAUUGAGGAAGCUUUAGGAUUAGUGGGAUGUCCUUACCCACUUAAACCUUCCCAUAUUCAUCAUCUUGACAGUGAAUUUAUUUUUCCUGUCGUACAAUGGCUCGUGGAUCGUGUUCAAUUGAAACACGAAGACGUUGGCAAUGAGGUAACAGACCUUUCCAAAACCCCGUUGAUGUACUGUCGAAUUAAAUUAUGCAGAACCUUCUGA